Messenger RNA from Phytophthora nicotianae INRA-310, 1463 nucleotides. RefSeq lists its product as hypothetical. The record is from RefSeq and is a predicted model, not a curated record. Lineage: Eukaryota; Oomycota; Peronosporomycetes; Peronosporales; Peronosporaceae. Gene Ontology annotation, molecular function: zinc ion binding; carbonate dehydratase activity. Gene Ontology annotation, biological process: carbon utilization. The transcript has a single exon. The coding region runs from base 256 to 1344 and encodes 362 amino acids.
CGUCGACUCUCUCCGGUCGUAGCGAAACAAGCACCAGGUGUACAACGUUGGUUUUGGCUUCUAACCUUGCCAGUCAAGCUCGUUCAUUUUAAAAAAAUAAGCAUAUUGUGCAUCUAUUUCUUUAAGUCUACUAAAAAUCACUAUUUGUGCCUUCUUCGAAUUACCGGUAUUAUCACAAAGGUUUAUUCAUGGAGCUUCAACCUAGUAUUAGGUUCAAAUCCUGCUCCAGUACAAUCCCCCUAGCCAUCGGCACGCAUGAUUAGGCCGCCAAGAUAUCUGUCGCAAAUGCUUGUACCCGUGAGGGUCUCGCUGAGAUCAUUCUUAGUUUUGAGACGACCGAUCAGCAAGAUCCAAGCGGCCAGGAUCCCUCAGCGACGACUGAUGAGCUCCACCACCGCAGCAUCGGGCAAAGGGACAGGAGGGGGGCAUUUCCACUCGUCAAAGUCGAUCCAGCACUUGCUCGAUAACAACAAGAAAUGGCGUGAUGACUUAAUGAAGCGCGAUUCCUCUCUCUUUGAUCGCACCGCAGAUGGCCAGCAGCCUCCCUACCUCUGGAUCGGAUGUUCGGACUCUCGAGUCCCCGCUGAAGAAAUCACGGGACUGGACCCCGGCGAGAUGUUCUGCCACCGCAAUGUGGCCAAUCUCGUGGUGACCAACGACAUCAACGUUCUCUCGGUCGUGCAGUAUGCAGUUGAAUCACUCAAGGUGAAGGACAUCAUUGUAUGCGGUCACUACGGCUGCGGUGGAGUGAAGGCAGCAAUGGAGAACAAGCACAUCGGGAUCUUGGACACUUGGCUGCGCUCCGUUCGUGAUGUACACCGCAAGCACAAGGAAGAACUCGAUGCUCUUCCAACCGAAGAGGCUCGUUACCGUCGCACGGUGGAGCUCAACGUUAAGCAGCAAUGCCUCAACAUUUUCAAGACGAACGUGGUGCAGCAUCGUCUCGGACGUCCCGACGAGCCUGGUAUACAUGGUCUCGUGUAUGACGUCAAGACCGGAGCACUUAAAGAGCUCAAGGUCGACUACUCUGGAUACUACGCCAAACUUAUAGGCGAGGACAGUCUCCACGCUUUCCCGGAUGGGGAACCUACUAUGGGUUUGGCUCAUCGACGUCGUAACGCAAUUCUGGAUCUAGCGGACGGCCUUGAAAAAGAACCAGGGAUAGUCCGCAUUCGCUACAUGGCUCGUAUGCUCAAACGUGAGUCGGAUUUGUUCUCGCCCGAAGAAGUGGACGAAGCCAUCGAGACGAUCAAAGCGCAGAUGGACGAUCCCAAUAAUUCUUUCAUGAACAUCAAGCACCUCAUUGCGUAUUUCGCCCCCAUGAAGCCCAAGGAGACCGAGUAACCUGAAACUACUACUUGCCCCUGCUCUUUAACAUUUUAAAAUUGCUAUUCAGUGAAACCCGAAAUCAAUAGUACGGAGUGGUGUUUCAAAUGCAUGAACAUCGCUUCUCGUUUUUAUUU